This is a messenger RNA of Penicillium malachiteum, 888 nucleotides long. RefSeq lists its product as uncharacterized. The record is from RefSeq and is a predicted model, not a curated record. Lineage: Eukaryota; Fungi; Ascomycota; Eurotiomycetes; Eurotiales; Aspergillaceae. Bases 1 to 888 code for a protein of 295 amino acids. The transcript has 2 exons.
AUGACUUUGAUUGCAGCUGCGAGUGGCUUAUCCUUGACGCCAGAGCAUGGUAUUUAUGGAAGCCUGAUACAUGAAAAGGCAAGGCCUUAUGGAAGCCAUUAUCUCAGAAAUGAACAAUUAGGUUGCUGGCGGGCACAUGCAAACAUUUGGAGGAAGAUCAUAUCAGAGAAUAUAGAGACAGCCUUGAUUCUCGAAGACGAUGUUGAUUGGGAUAUCAAUAUUCGCCACGUGUUUGCGGAGCUUAGCCAUCAAAUGAGCCUCCAGAAAGAUUUCAGACAACUGACUCCGCGAGCGGAACCGAGGCCAGCUCCAUAUGGUAUGCUUAAAUUCAUGAGAUUUCUGAUAGAUGUGCUACUACUAACAAAGAACCUUCAACCCGAAGGCUCUGGUUGGGAUGUUCUUUACGUGGGCAGCAGCUCAAAUAUCCCUAACCUAUACAACCUACCACCUUGCUAUAUUUACCAGGACCCAAACGCGCCAGAAUUCGACAAACUCGGACGAUCGUACAAGCUCGAACUAGAGGUAUGGGGUGUCAACACCAGCGAGCAGACAAAUUCGCGUGUUGUGGCCCCAUCAUGGUAUCCUGUGGGAGCGCUGGGAUAUGCUGUGACUAGAAGUGCCGCCCAAACCCUACUUUACAAUCUUGGCGGUUACCAGGGUCUUCAAUCACCAGUAGAUCUUGCCAUGAUUAGUAUGAUACAACGAGGCAUUCUGGAUGCAUACACUGUUAUACCACCGCUGAUCACUCCAUUUUGGGUGGGAGGAGCCAGAGAUAGCGAUAUCAACGAGAAGAAAUAUACGGAAGAAAGAUGUGAAAAAAGAGUUCUGGGGUCGGAAAACCUGAAGAACAGUGCAAGAUUAGCCCUUGCGGGCUUGAUCAAACACUGA